This is a messenger RNA of Nomascus leucogenys (northern white-cheeked gibbon), 5359 nucleotides long. RefSeq names its product VANGL planar cell polarity protein 2 (gene VANGL2). Gene Ontology annotation, cellular component: plasma membrane. Gene Ontology annotation, biological process: multicellular organism development; establishment of planar polarity; Wnt signaling pathway, planar cell polarity pathway. The record is from RefSeq and is a predicted model, not a curated record. NCBI's taxonomy places the organism in Eukaryota, Metazoa, Chordata, Mammalia, Primates, Hylobatidae.
CUCCGCCGCCGGCUCCCGAUCUGAUUCCUGAUCCUUGAUUCCUUGAUCCUUGGUCCUGCCAUGGGAGCCUGAGCGCCCCCAUUCCCCCCUGGCCCCCAGCCCCCGGGGCCUUGAGGGGGAAGAGGCAGCGGUCGGGGACGGAGCAGGGGGUGACCAGACUCAAGAACCCCCCCUCAACAUCCCCCAUCGCGCGCGCUGCCUGUCCGGGAGCGCCGAGUUCGGAGAGACCCGGAGCGCUGCGGAUACAAAGGCGACGGGCCGAGCGGGGCGCCCGCGGAGCCCACCCGGCAGUUCGCAGCGGCGGGAGCGUCGCUGGAUUUUCUCUGAGACAAGCCCACCCGUCCAGCAAAAUAGAGUCCCUCAGGGUGACAGUUGACUUCCUGAAGGUGCCUCUUGGCCUAAAGAAGCCGGUGCUGAAGGAGGUGGCUGUGGGGCCCCCCAAGAGGCCCCAGCCUGCGGCCCUGGAGCGCUACAAGGCGCGGCGUUCAGACGCCAUGGACACCGAGUCCCAGUACUCAGGCUAUUCCUACAAGUCGGGCCAUUCCCGCAGCUCCCGCAAGCACAGGGACCGCCGGGACCGACACCGCUCUAAGAGUCGAGAUGGGAGCCGAGGGGACAAGUCGGUGACAAUCCAGGCUCCCGGGGAGCCCCUGCUGGACAAUGAGUCCACACGAGGGGAUGAGCGGGAUGACAACUGGGGGGAAACGACGACAGUAGUAACGGGCACCUCAGAGCACAGCAUCUCCCACGAUGACCUCACACGCAUCGCCAAGGACAUGGAGGACAGUGUCCCUCUGGACUGCUCCCGUCACCUAGGUGUGGCGGCGGGGGCCACCCUGGCACUGCUGUCUUUCCUCACGCCGCUGGCCUUCCUGCUGCUGCCCCCACUGCUGUGGCGGGAGGAGCUGGAGCCUUGCGGGACGGCCUGCGAGGGCCUCUUCAUCUCCGUGGCCUUCAAGCUGCUCAUCCUGCUGCUGGGCAGCUGGGCUCUGUUCUUCCGCCGGCCCAAGGCCUCGCUGCCCCGCGUCUUUGUGCUGCGCGCCCUGCUUAUGGUGCUGGUUUUCCUGCUCGUGGUCUCCUACUGGCUCUUCUAUGGCGUGCGCAUCCUGGAUGCUCGGGAGCGCAGCUACCAGGGCGUGGUGCAGUUCGCGGUGUCGCUGGUGGACGCCCUUCUUUUCGUGCAUUACCUGGCUGUGGUCCUGCUGGAGCUGCGCCAGCUCCAGCCUCAGUUCACGCUCAAGGUCGUGCGCUCCACCGACGGCGCCAGCCGCUUCUACAAUGUUGGCCAUCUCAGCAUCCAGCGUGUGGCAGUGUGGAUCCUGGAGAAGUAUUACCAUGACUUCCCUGUCUACAACCCUGCCCUCCUCAACCUGCCCAAGUCCGUCCUGGCCAAGAAAGUGUCUGGCUUCAAGGUGUAUUCCCUCGGAGAGGAAAACAGCACCAACAACUCCACUGGCCAGUCUCGGGCUGUGAUUGCAGCGGCAGCUCGGAGGCGGGACAACAGUCACAAUGAGUACUACUAUGAGGAGGCUGAGCAUGAGCGAAGGGUGCGCAAGAGGAGGGCCAGGCUUGUAGUGGCGGUGGAGGAGGCCUUCACUCACAUUAAGCGGCUGCAGGAAGAGGAGCAGAAGAACCCCAGGGAGGUGAUGGACCCCCGGGAGGCAGCCCAAGCUAUCUUCGCAUCCAUGGCCCGUGCCAUGCAGAAGUACCUUCGGACCACCAAGCAGCAGCCCUACCACACCAUGGAGAGCAUCCUGCAGCACCUUGAAUUCUGCAUCACGCAUGACAUGACGCCCAAGGCCUUCUUGGAGCGAUACUUGGCAGCUGGACCUACCAUCCAGUACCACAAGGAACGCUGGCUGGCCAAACAGUGGACAUUGGUGAGCGAGGAGCCAGUGACCAACGGGCUCAAGGAUGGCAUCAUUUUCCUCUUAAAACGCCAGGACUUCAGCCUGGUGGUCAGCACCAAGAAGGUCCCAUUCUUCAAACUCUCCGAGGAAUUUGUGGAUCCCAAGUCGCACAAGUUUGUCAUGAGGCUGCAGUCUGAGACCUCAGUGUGACUGUGCAACAGCAGGGGGAGUGGGAAACUCGGGGGCUCCUGAGGGGGUGGGAGCGGGCUUGGUUCUCAGGCCCAGCCACAUUCCUGCCACCCUUCUUCUUCUUGCUCUUUUCUUUUUUUUUUUACUUGAAUUAACGUACCCCCACCUUCUCUCCUUGCUUCUUCCUUAUUUUACCCCAUGUGAACCUGGAGAGACCAUCCUGCUGUCAACAGUACCUGGGAAGGACCCCCCCACACCCCCAGUAACUUUUGUAUUACUCUAGGCCUGCAGGAAUCAGUGCCUCUCUCCUUCUUUCCCUAGUCUUUUCCCAGAUUACAGUCUCUCCUGAAAUGGCACAGGCCCUGCUGAUUGUACCUUCCCCUCCUGAGACCUGACUCACAAACCCGAGUUCUUACAGCAUUUCUCUUCAGUGGCCCAACAGGGUUUCUCUGGGGCACAUGGACAUGACUCUGGAGAGCCACAGUGCCAAACUCCUCCAGGGCAGCAACUGGCCCUCCUGUCCCUCACCCCAGUCACAACAAACCCUGGGUUCGAGGGCAGGGAUACUCCUGCCACGCAGCCCGAGUUAGAAAUCUCCUUGCUAGGAGCAUUUGCUUCCACAUAUAUUUAGAGCAAAGAAGGAUCCCAUCCCUUUCCCAGAAAUCUCCACCUAAUGUUUUUGGUUUGUAUGGUCAUGUGACCAUAGGCAAACAAGUGGAAACCCUCUGUGACCACUAUUCCAGGGACUUAGGGGAAGGUACCUUUCUUCCAAUGUGUCUUUCCUAGGUAGCCCCUGAGGAGGAGGGCUGAAUAGAUCCCUGAGGUUUUGGAGAGACCCCCAUCACUGACUCCUGCUCCCUGACCCUACCCUCACUUUCGUCCCCACUCUUCCCAGUGAAGGAUGGUAUGUAGACUCCUGUACAGACUUAGUGGCUUGCAGACCCUGACCUGGCCCCUGUGGUCUUAGACAAAUGUUUUUAUUUUUGUCACCAGCCACCCCUGUCCUGCUGCCUUCUCUCGACUCCAGAGACCUGUUGCCUCAUCUCUUUUUGGGGAAGAGCCGGCAGCUCCUCCUCAUCCCCUGCCUUAAGUCCAGUUCUUUGCCUCAGGGGUCUCGUUUCCUUGGCCUUCCAGGGUCCCCACCGCUUUUCUCCCUGCCUGAUUCUCUGAGCUCUGGGCUCCGUCUAUGUUGGGUUGAGGGACAAGGAUUACUGCCUUUUGUAGGUACUUCACCCCUCACCCCAUUUUAGCUUCCAUAGUCUUUGCACCAAAUUCAAAUUUUUGAUAAUUUAAAUCUCAUUUUGGGCAAAAUUUGCUGGCCGUCUAAUAAAUAUUUUCAAUAUAAAUCUGAGACUUUGACUCAGACAUUUUUGCCAAGGAGAAUAGAUUAGGAAGUACCCGUAUGCAUCCAGCCAGGAUCCACAUGGAGGACCUUUCCGAUGGCUGCAAUGACUAGGCCAUUCCUCUGAGUAACUCACAGUGUCCCUUUGUAGGCCCUUCUUUUCCCUAAAAGACUCGUUGGUACUUACCUUGCAGAGCACAUCCUGGGAUAAGAUCCCCAGAGUCUCACCUGGGAGUCUCCCCCUCUGUGUAGCGCCAGCCCUGGGAAUGAUGGAGCCUAGUGAUCGGGGUUUCUCCUGCUGUCCUUUCUGCAAAAGUUCACUUGUUUACCCACCACAUGCUAGAGAGGGGCUCAUUGGCCAAUGCUUACCUUGUCCCCAAAGGGGUGGGUUGUGGAGCUCACUUAGGCAGGGCCUCUGGCUGGGGCCAGGGUUACGAGAUAGGCCUGUAUGAAAUACGUCCUGUUCUGGGGGUCUGUCUCUUUUCUUCUCUUCAAAAACUUUGUGUCAGAGGAGUCCCUUCUGAGUCACAUAAAUACCUCACUAUCCUGGAAAACAGGGCCUGGAUGGUGACUGGGGUCAUUGCCUUUGUGGACAGGAUGGAGUGUGGUGUGGUCUGAGGAACAGGUUGGGGUGGGGGAGAGGGAAAGGAUUUGGGAUCUUAGUUGCUGCCCUAGGUUAGGGGCUGGGGAGUGUUUAUUUUAAGAUCCUGCCAUGAUUUUAAUCACUGUGAUUUUUUUUCAUUCCCCUUUCCUAAAAAAAAAAAGAAUUUUUUCCUCCAACUCUCUAAGCACUAAGGGCUGUGCCUGAGAAUGGUAGCAUUUUGGUCUUUUGCUUCAGAACUGUGGUAUCUUUGUCUUCUUUCAUUAUUAUUAUUAUUAUUAUUACUAUUGUUUUUUAAAAUGUCAGGAUGAAUUGUCAGACAUAUGGCCAUGUGUUUGUCCUCUGCUUCUCCUCUGUGGGAAGUUGUCUCCAUGCUGUGAACUGCUGUGGGGUGUGCAGCUGACUCAGUCCCUCUGAGCAGUUUCCCCACUGUGUCUGUCCCAUCAUGCGCUGGAUCUGCUCAUUCUCCUGCUGUGGGGGUGUGCCCACCUCUUACCCCCUUGACACCAUAGGGCUGCUGUGGCUGGGCCUCGCCAGCACUGUCAUUUGUGUGACUCAUGGCAUCCUCGUACAUCCCCACCGUGCCUAGCAGGCCUUCCUUUUCACCACCUUGGAACGCUUGCCUUUCCUCCCUCCACACCAGGACGCUGUGCCUCGGUCCUUCACCUACCUCGCCACUCUGCCACUGUCCCCAUUGGUCCUUUCUCCUAAACUGGUCUUUGUGCUCUCUUUGUUUUUUCUUGUUUGUUUCCCUCUUGUCUCUCAUCUUUUCUUCCCAUUCCCCUCCCAUUUCAGCCCUUAACUUUUCUCUUUCCCAUCUCCACUCAGUAUUCCAAUGGCAAACCCUGAUGUAACACCUGUGAUGAGACAUCGGACUCUCCAGAACUUUCUCAUCUGACACGUCUUUUUCCCAGGGUUCGUACUUCUCUUCUCCUCCAUUGGUCCCAGGCGAACACCCCUGUUCCUCUGUGGUGUCUGUCAGUCUGUCUGUCUUCUCCUUCCUCUGCCCUUCCCACGGGGCAGUAUCUGCUGAUGGAUUCAGUCCUGGUGUGUGAUUGUUGUGAUUUGUUCUUCUGUGCGCAAAAGGAAGAGGGCUCUUUGAGUCCCUUCCAAGUGAGAUUGUAAAUGUAGAAUUUUCCACUGUUGGAUCUAGAUUUUUUUUUCCUUUUUUGGGGGGGGGUUACAGAGCUGAGACCUUGUGCAUGCAUGUAGAAAAUUGUAAAAUGUAAAUUUUUUUUAAUAUAUAAAGAGCUUGUUUCUACAGUUUGCAGUGGAUCUAAACAGUACAGCAAUUUUAGGGUUUUUUUCUUAAACAUAGGAACUAAAACUGUACAAAUUUUUUUUAUAUAAAAUAAAGACAUUUGACUUUUGUGGGGG